UUUCUCAAACAUGCGUCCUCUUUGCUGAAUUCUUUGAUAAUCACCACCACCGUCAUUUUUUAACCAAAUUUGCUUUCUGCUCAGUCGUGACUGCUUUCUGUUCACCUAUCAGACAACGAAUACAGACACACAAUGGAAAAGAAGAUGGUCUUACUUAGAUCCAUAUGCCGCGCUGCCUGUUUCCGGUCUUCACGUAUCGCCGAUGCUUUUACCCAGCACCACCUCCUCCCCCACCACUUGUCUUCUUCUCGAUCUAUCUUCUCUCUCGCCUCCUCUUCCAAUCGCGUCUCUUCUGAUUUCGGAUAUCGUUUUUCAAUGGGGGUUGGAAAUAGACGAUGUUUUAGUGAGGAUGUAACUCGCUUGCCUGCUAUACAAGAUCCUCAAGUUAAAAAGGCGUUCAAGAACUUGAUGGCUGCAAGUUGGGAUGAGCUCCCCGACCCACUACUUUAUGAUGUGAAGAUCGCCUUGUCUAAAAAUACUGAUGAUAAAUCUGGCCAAGAUAUCUUGAAGAAUGUGUUCCGUGCAGCUGAAGCUGUUGAGGAAUUCGGUGGCAUUCUUAUGUCUCUUAAAAUGGAACUUGAUGAUAACAUUGGAUUGAGUGGCGAGAAUGUAAAACCUUUAUCAGAUGAGUAUGCAAAUGCGCUUCACACAGCGUUUCAACGAUAUUCUGCUUAUCUGGAUGCAUUUGGACCUGAUGAGGGUUUUCUGCGAAAGAAAGUAGAGAUGGAAUUAGGAUCAAAGAUGAUAUACUUGAAGAUGAGGUGCAGUGGGCUUGAUUCAGCAUGGGGGAAGGUUACCGUCCUUGGAACUUCUGGACUUGCUGGCUCUUAUAUUGAACAAAGAGCAUAAAGCCUAUGAUGUAAUCAUGAGCUUUCUGUGUUUGGAAUCGUGUUUUUGAAUAGUUGGAGGCAAGGUCAUUGUAUUUUCCUGCCCUCAUAGUUGGAAUUGAUGGCUGUUUAAUAAGAGGUUAUCUAUGCCAGCAGUUUAAUAUAACUUCUUCAUCAUCCCUGUUGAAAAUUUCUUUCAUCCUGCCAUUUAUAAUGAAUGACAAUUUUUUUGCGCA
Ricinus communis (castor bean) is the source of this 1063-nucleotide messenger RNA. Its product is annotated as succinate dehydrogenase subunit 5, mitochondrial. NCBI's taxonomy places the organism in Eukaryota, Viridiplantae, Streptophyta, Magnoliopsida, Malpighiales, Euphorbiaceae. The record is from RefSeq and is a predicted model, not a curated record. The transcript has 4 exons. The coding region runs from base 133 to 849 and encodes 238 amino acids. Gene Ontology annotation, cellular component: respiratory chain complex II (succinate dehydrogenase). Gene Ontology annotation, biological process: tricarboxylic acid cycle.